This is a messenger RNA of Oncorhynchus kisutch (coho salmon), 1400 nucleotides long. Its product is annotated as ADP-ribose glycohydrolase OARD1-like. Bases 308 to 829 code for a protein of 173 amino acids. The transcript has 5 exons. Gene Ontology annotation, biological process: peptidyl-glutamate ADP-deribosylation. Lineage: Eukaryota; Metazoa; Chordata; Actinopteri; Salmoniformes; Salmonidae. The record is from RefSeq and is a predicted model, not a curated record.
AGCAGUUUCGCCUUGGAUAUACUGGGACGAAUUCCCAUAUGUGACACAAAGAGGAAGUCGAUUGCUAGCUGAUAAUGUCCACAUCUUGGUUAAAUUGAAAGAGAAACUGAACGACUUUGACGCUAGCUCAGUAAGUUGCUAAAUUAAGAAAAAUACAUCAAAGCUAGCCUUAUGCAAUAGGCAGCCAAAUGUGCUUGUUGUAGUGCUAGCUAAUACUGCAGGUUCAAAUAAUCAAAUGUACUUUCAUUUAAACAACAAUUGCCUAUCCCUCCCUCUACAUGGUUGAUUACAGUUUACCUGUCGUAUAAUGUCAACUGUAUCUGAAGAGCCAGUGAGCUCUAUUGACAAAUAUAAGAAUGCAGAAGGCGGCUGGAGGCUGCAUCAUGUGAAGGGGGACCUGUUCUCCUGUCGUGAAGAUGAGGUCCUGGCCCAUUGUAUCAGCGAGGACUGUCGCAUGGGGGCUGGCAUCGCUGUCAAAUUCAAGAAACAAUUUAGUGGAGUAGAUGAGCUGAAGAAACAGAAGAAGGUGCCAGGGCAAUGUGCUGUACUGAAAAGAAACAAGCGUUUUGUGUACUACCUGAUUACAAAAGAAAAGUACAGCCACAAACCUACCUAUGACAACCUACGGCAGAGCCUUGUGGACAUGAAGUCUCAUUGCUUACAAAAUGGAGUAACUGGAAUAUCAAUGCCUCGCAUCGGCUGUGGCCUUGAUCGACUGAGUUGGGAUAAAGUGGAGGAGAUGCUUAAGCAGGUAUUCCAGCCCACAGAUAUAAGUAUCACUGUGUAUACUCUCCCUGUAAAACCCACAGGGAAACCAAGUUUCCAUUGAUGUUCUCUGUAAACCAAAGUAAAUCAUGUUUCAGGGACAUUUGUUAUGGUUAUAUUCUCUAUCACCUUUUGUCAUAGGCUCCAAGCCUGUGUUUUUCAACUCUUAUGACAAUGGGUUUUGUGUGAAAUAAAACUCAGACCAUAUUGUGUUGAUUGACACAGCGUGCAUUUUUUAAUUGCCAAGUUUACUCAGCAUACGGCUAUGCACCUGUGCAAAGUUUGCUGAAAUGUUUACUUUCAAAAGUGAAUAAAUGAAAUCACAAAAUGUAGCACUUUACUUUUAAGAAUCAUAUCCUUUACCGCCUAAUCUUUAUUUUACCCCUGUGUGUGAUGGUUCUCUGAAAUUACAAGUGCAUAUUUUCAUGUUAAUUAUGAUCCUUUAGUAGAGCUAUUCUCCACCAGAUGGGGGCACCAAUUAUAGUUUUCUCCACAUGGCUUCUGUGGUGUGAUCUAUACAGAUUUGUUAUAUGCUGUAAAUACCCUGUAAUGUACAAGUACCUUACAUGAGCAUGACUUAUGAAAACUAGAUUGUUAUUUUGCAGUAAUAAAAUCAAAUGUGUUGCAUACAUUUA